Molecule: messenger RNA, 796 nt
Organism: Punctularia strigosozonata HHB-11173 SS5
Lineage: Eukaryota; Fungi; Basidiomycota; Agaricomycetes; Corticiales; Punctulariaceae
Product: 60S ribosomal protein L18A
Exons: 5
Coding region: 47-559 (170 amino acids)
Biological process (GO): translation
Cellular component (GO): ribosome; cytosolic large ribosomal subunit
Molecular function (GO): structural constituent of ribosome
Source: RefSeq, a predicted model, not a curated record
CCCCACCAAAACCUCGCCGACACCAAGACUCGGCCAAUCCGACAUUAUGGGACUUCAAGAAUACCAGGUUGUGGGUCGCCCUCUCCCCACCGAUGCCACCCCGACUCCCCCCAUCUACCGCAUGCGCAUCUUUGCGCCCAACGAGGUUGUCGCGAAGUCUCGUUUCUGGUACUUCCUGCGUCAAAGCAAGAAGGUCAAGAAGGCCAGCGGUGAAAUCAUUGGCGUUAACGUCAUCCACGAGAAGAAGCCCUUGAAGGUCAAAAAUUUUGGCAUCUGGAUCCGCUACGACUCUCGUUCCGGCACCCACAACAUGUACAAGGAGUUCCGUGAGCUCUCUCGUGCCGAUGCGGUCAAGUCGCUCUACCAAGAUAUGGCUGCGCGUCACCGCGCCCGCUUCCGGUCUAUCCACAUCCUCCGCGUUGUGGAGAUUGAGAAGUCGGAUGACGUCCGCCGCCCUUACAUUAAGCAGCUCCUCCAGCCGAAGCUCAAGUUCCCCCUUCCUCACCGUGUCGCGAAGGCGAAGUCGAUCUUCGUUGCCAAUCGCCCUACAACCUUCUAAACGGGUGUUUAAGUCGUUGUGGGGUCGAGAGGGGUGUGCUUAACUGGUGGAUGUUGCCAAAAUAUGUUUUCCAUCUGUUUUGCGUACAACGUCAUGGUAGUAUGGCUUAUGCUAUGUGUCGCUCAGGGAUGAUUCUGUCGUCUGUGCCACCGCUAAACUGCAAUGUACGGAGCUCAACGAUGCCCAGGGCAUUCGCUACUAUGCAUCGCAGGGUAUUGAGGUACCCGUUGAAUUUUG